This is a messenger RNA of Babesia bigemina, 399 nucleotides long. RefSeq lists its product as hypothetical. The transcript has a single exon. The record is from RefSeq and is a predicted model, not a curated record. The coding region runs from base 1 to 399 and encodes 132 amino acids. Lineage: Eukaryota; Apicomplexa; Aconoidasida; Piroplasmida; Babesiidae.
AUGACCAACGUGUUGACCAAGGUGCUGACCAAUGCCAUGACCAACGUGAUGACCAAAGUGCUGACCAACGUGUUGACCAAGGUGCUGACCAAGGUGCUGACCAAGGUGCUGACCAAGGUGCUGACCAACGUGGUGACCAAUGCCAUGACCAAGGUGCUGACCAAUGCCAUGACCAAUGCCAUGACCAAAGUGCUGACCAAAAUGCUGACCAAUGCGCUGACCAAUGUGCUGACCAAAGUGCUGACCAAUGCCAUGACCAAAGUGGUGACCUAUGUGCUGACCAAAGUGCUGACCAAUGCCAUGACCAAGGUGCUGACCAAGGUGCUGACCAAAGUGGUGACCAACGUGUUGACCAAGUUGAUGGACACGGCAGCGAUGAGAUGGACACGGCAGCGAUGA